GAAGUGGAUGAUCAUUUCAAUGCUUAAUUUGUAACAAUCUGAACAAUACUCAAACCCUAGUUAAAUCAAAUACUUAACCAUAAACUAAUGCGUGUUUCCUAUCGCAUUCCCGCUUUUAUUUCGUCUGCGUUUCAGAGCUUCGCUUUCUUCUGAACUAAUCUGGGUUAAGGUUUUAAAGUCAUGGCUGGAACAUCGGCUUGCUCAGACAAAUCAGGUAAGAACAGCAAAGGCGUGCCUUUGGCUACUGUGAAGGAUGAAUUCACUUCUUCCUCCAGGGGAAACAGUUGUACGAAGAUAGAGUACGAAUUCCUCAAGGAGAAUCACGAGACUCUGAAGGUAGAUUACGAGAGUCUUCAGAAAAGGGUUAAGCUUGCAGAGGAGACAUAUGAGGUCAUGAAGAAGCUGCUUCAGAGCAAAGCUGAGGGACUGGAGGUGACCAAUGCCCGCUUGGUGGAGGAUUGUGCGAGGGAGAGAAGCGAGAAGGAUAAGUAUAGGAAAAUGGAGAGUGAGAGAAAGGCCAAGAUGGAUGAGCUGAGGAAGAGAGAAGAGGAGCUUUUGAUGGCGACUAGGAAAGGGAAAGAAGAUUCGGCGGAACUGGAGAGCAAGUUUGUUGCAUUAGCUGAGAGAUUUUGCGUGGUUGAAGCAGAUUGCUCAUACUUGAAGUCGCUCUAUGAUGCUUCAGGGAACAAUAAUGCGAACAACGAUGCUACAGGUAUAUUGAUAAGUGAACACAAUGAUCAAUGCAAGAAGCAAGAAAUCUUCACUCCGAGAGCUGUCACUAAUCAUCAUUCACCGCCUUCCUCUGCUUCACCAUCAUCGUCAACUUCAUCUUCAUCUUCAGAUGGCUAUGACGUUGUGUUUAAGCUUCCAGCUAAUUGGCCCGAGUGGGCAACCCCAAAAGGUCCCGGUGAUGAUUCCAGCAAGUCUUAGAAGAAUGCAGAGAACGCAGAUAGAAGUUGCAGACUCUUUAAAGCUAGCUAAGGGAAACUUCUUAUUGCAUAAUUACAAUCUCUCUUUUGAGGAACUAUUGUUAAAUCAGUUUAUAUUCGUAAGGGACUACAGGUGUUGACGCGUUUUGAAACUAAUCAAGAGAAGGCAAAAACGUUUUGGUGUCUAAUAGCCAACACUA
Messenger RNA from Brassica napus (rape), 1129 nucleotides. RefSeq lists its product as uncharacterized. The record is from RefSeq and is a predicted model, not a curated record. The coding region runs from base 181 to 930 and encodes 249 amino acids. NCBI's taxonomy places the organism in Eukaryota, Viridiplantae, Streptophyta, Magnoliopsida, Brassicales, Brassicaceae. The transcript has 3 exons.